AUGCCAGUUGGUACACCCAAGAAAUCAGUCAACUUGUUGCUUGGAAAGGUUCUAGAGAAGAAGGUGUUGACAUGGCUGGAGGGUGUGAUCCAUUCAUCAUUGGCACCAGCAAAUGCAUUCGAUGUCAUUCAAUGGAUGGUCGAGAAUUUUGGAGAAACCGAGGUGAUUGAUAUUGUUAAGGCUGCAGAGGACUAUCCAUCAUUGUAUAAGAGUGGGGAAGUUGGAAUGAUCCAAAUGUCAAAGAUAGUCAAACACUACUCAAUCAGAUCACUUUCACAAGAUCAUGUGAUAAAGAUGGUUUCCAAUAAUAGACCGAGAUCACAUCAUAGAGCUGGUCUGUUGGCAAAGAUCCAGAUGAAGGAAGGAAAUCCACUCCCAUCCCCUGAUGACUACAUGGCUGAAAUCAAGGCGUCUGUUAUCAAGAGGUAUCCUCAACUUCAACCUGGUGACCAAACUCAGGAGUUGUUGGUUGAUUGUAUCACAGCACAUUUGAUAGAGAUCGAUGUAUUGACUAUGCUCAGCAGAGAAUGUUUGAACGUUUGGAUCAAAGAUGAAUUGAAACUUGCCAAGAUCCUCCAAGUGCCCAUGUCAACAUUGAUCGAUCAUCUCAUUGAAAAUGCUCCACCAAUCUCCCGAGUGUCAUUGGUCAGCCAAACUCCAAUAUUGCCAGUGGCCGAUACCAAUCCAGUCACCAAGGAGAAGAUUGUUACUAUGAUGGUCAUGACACAUGGUACUGCGGAACAAGUUGAUGAGCUUAUCACAUUGAUGGCCGAGAACAAGAUCAAAGAUGUCCAAUCCACAGACUUGUUGGUCACCUCAAUGUCCGGUCUAUUGUCUCGCAAGGAUGAUGGAGUACUGACAAUGAAGGCGAUUAGAACACUUGAGAGCAAGUUCCCUGGUCUGCCACUCUUCAGUACAACAUGUAGAAUGUUCCAUGCUAGAAAUCUCAUACCUGGAACCAAUGAAGCACUCAUCUAUCUCCUGGACAACGUCCCCAACUGGGGCUGUGAACUUAUUACUAUCAAGAAUCCAACUCUUGUCAAGAGGUUUGGUGAUAUCAUCGUUGAUCACAUGGUUGCCCGUAACAAGAUUGAACAUCCACGAUGCCUAGACCUCAAUCCAAUGUUCCUCAACAUACUCCACUGCACAUUGAGCACCUGUGACACAAGACUACUCUGCCACAUCCUGUCAUAUGAGUCAUCAAUCAAGGCCAAGCGUAAACAGAGUCUGACCUUCUGUCAAGGAUACAAUGGCAUACUUCUGCACCUCUUUGGUCUCCAUCAAAUGAUGCAGGAGCGCAUCACAAUUGAACACGCCAAGUCAUUGAGCAUUCAAUCAAUCAAGCUAUAUCAAUGGUUCCAGUCAGAAGAGGGCCAGGCAUCAUGCAAGACUGUUCUGACUCAUGUGAGCAGGUUCAAUGUUGAAGUGUUGGCCUACGUGUUGAAGUAUGACAACAAGGAGUGUGUGUUUGAUGAGUACACAUUCGCGUUGAUGCCCUGCCAGAUGAUACCAUUGGUCAAGGAGACGUAUCCAGAUCGUUGGGAAUCAAUCUCACGCGAUCAGAUCAGAUUGUACUCAUUGGAUUUCCUCAGACGUCUGGUUCAAGUGGACCCCAGUGUCAUGGAUUGGAUUAAGAGUAACAUCAAGUCACUGUCGGUCACACUACGCAGACGACCUGAUCUAUUACUUUGGCUAAGUAAUCAGGGCGUUGGAAUGAUCGAUGAGUUGGAGGUGAUCAUUCAGAAGCAUGGUGAUCCUACUGGUGUACUUGGUAUGAUUGUCAAGAAACAACAACAAUCAUUGCAUGUUGUGCAUCCAAAUAUGAUCACUGCAUGUGAUAUCACUGGUAUGGCAAUACAAUAA
Acytostelium subglobosum LB1 is the source of this 1863-nucleotide messenger RNA. RefSeq lists its product as hypothetical. The transcript has a single exon. Lineage: Eukaryota; Evosea; Eumycetozoa; Acytosteliales; Acytosteliaceae. Bases 1 to 1863 code for a protein of 620 amino acids. The record is from RefSeq and is a predicted model, not a curated record.